CUCAGCUGACUUUUCUGAUUGGACCCUGGAGUUUUUUAACGCUUUUUGUUCGGUGGGCGAAUGUUUUGCACUUAAAAAUGCCAUUUCGCAGCGCCCGAGCUUCGAGCAAGGUAUGAUGCAACCGACGGACAAUGUCCCUGUUCACAAAGGCGAAUCUCAUCCGCUUCCUGGCCGGCGCAAUCUGCUUGUUGCUGGUGCUUAACUUUGUGGGCUUCCGCACCGACGGAGCCAGCGGCACAUCGCUUAGCAAGCUGAGCAUUCGGCGCGUGCACAAAUAUGCUCAUAUCUACGGGAACGCCAGCAGCGAGGGAGGAGGAGGGCUGCCCGCUGCUCCGCUCGUUUUGUCCAAGGACAGGCAGCUCCUGGAUAAAGCCAACUCCUCCAGCACCUCACCAACUGUGAUUGCCACGGCAAACUUUACUUCCAUUCCACAAGACUUAACGCGCUUCCUGGUGGGCACAAAGAAAUCCGCAUCCGCCCUCCUCGCCAACUGCACUGAUCCCGAUCCCCGUGAUGGUGGUCCCAUCACGCCCAACACCACACUCGAAUCGCUAGACAUAAUCGAAGCCGAGCUGGGUCCUCUUUUGCGUCCUGGCGGAGCCUUCGAGCCGGAUGAUUGCCUGGCCCAGCAGCAUGUGGCCAUUGUGGUGCCCUUCCGCGAUCGCUACGCCCAUCUGUCCGUCUUCCUGCGCAACAUCCAUCCCUUCCUCAUGAAACAGCGCAUCGCCUAUCGCAUUUUCAUUGUGGAGCAGACCAAUGGGAAGCCCUUCAAUCGGGCUGCCAUGAUGAACAUCGGUUACUUGGAGGCCUUAAAGCUUUAUCAGUGGGACUGUUUUAUAUUCCACGAUGUCGAUCUUCUGCCUUUGGACGACCGCAAUCUCUACAACUGUCCACGUCAGCCGCGGCACAUGUCGGUGGCCAUAGAUACGCUGAACUUUAGGUUGCCUUAUCGAUCAAUAUUUGGAGGCGUUUCCGCCAUGACGCGCGAGCACUUCCAGGCCGUUAAUGGGUUCUCCAACUCGUUCUUCGGCUGGGGCGGCGAGGAUGACGACAUGUCCAAUCGGUUGAAGCAUGCCAACCUAUUCAUAUCAAGGUAUCCCGUCAACAUAGCCCGCUACAAGAUGCUCAAGCAUCAGAAGGAGAAGGCCAAUCCUAAGCGCUAUGAGAACCUCCAGAACGGGAUGAGCAAAAUAGAACAGGACGGAAUCAACUCGAUCAAGUAUGCCAUCUAUAGCAUCAAGCAGUUUCCGACCUUCACUUGGUAUUUAGCCGAGCUAAAGAACUCCGAGCGCAAGAGUUAGCCUUUCCAAACUGUCUAAUAUAUGCGUAUGUACAAAGGACAACAUUACUUUCACGAACGGUAGAGUCUCUCUUUUUAAUAGAAUGUCAGAUCAUGGACACAUGAUUACAAUAUUAGACACACAUAUUGUGUACAAUGGUAGUAAGUCCAGUAACUAUACUCAUAUUACGAUGUAGUAUACUUUUAAUCCAUCAUUUAGCUUCAAUUCGUACUCGAAGAACAAACAGUAAGAACUCGUCUCUCUGUAGCAAUAAUCCUCCCGUUCACUACUCAAAGUGCUCAAUGAUACUUAUAUAUAUAGUAUACCCCUUUGUUGAUUUUGUUUACUGUUUUUUUUGUUGAUUUAGUUUUUUGUUAUUCGACUAAUGUACUUUUUAUUAAACUUCUCAAAAGACAGCAGCUACACCUACUCCUACAAGGUGAAAUGUAGAUAUUACUUUUGUGAUAUGCAAAUUGUUAUUCGAUCAGAACGAUUUAUACCAAAAUAAAAACUUAUAAAAACUUUUACUAUACCAAAAAAAAAAGAAAACCCACGCAUUUCCAAAUCCAAUCAAACAUUUCAUCGCUUCGUUUGUUAGAUCUCGUUUUUUAUUAUGGUUACUACGUGUAUUAGAGAUAGUUUUUAUGGCUCUGUAACGACUGGGUUACCUUUUAAGUCGCAGUUACGAUUAUGGUUUAUGAUUAGUGGGUUUUCGGGGGCGCUGGCGAAACGAAUAAUAUUAAGGGAAUUGGAUUCCACGGCUCAUUUAUUAGUGUUUUGGUAUGCGGUAUGCAAAUUAUAGUUAAAACAAUUGGCAUCGAAAUUUAAAUGCUUGAGCAACAAUUUUGAGCAAUCUAAGUUGGG
Molecule: messenger RNA, 2144 nt
Organism: Drosophila takahashii
Lineage: Eukaryota; Metazoa; Arthropoda; Insecta; Diptera; Drosophilidae
Gene: beta4GalNAcTA
Product: beta1,4-N-acetylgalactosaminyltransferase A
Biological process (GO): glycosphingolipid biosynthetic process; carbohydrate metabolic process
Cellular component (GO): Golgi apparatus
Molecular function (GO): N-acetyl-beta-glucosaminyl-derivative 4-beta-N-acetylgalactosaminyltransferase activity; galactosyltransferase activity
Source: RefSeq, a predicted model, not a curated record